AUGGCUACCAAGAAGAGAAAUCAAGUCAAGAAGAAGGUCACUUUUUCUGAUGACAACACAAUGGUGCGCCAAACUCAUAGAAAGAAAAAUGUUGGUCACGAACAUCCACCAGUAUACGUAAGGAAGAAUAUCAUGAUUAUUCCAUGGCAUUUAUUGGUUUUAUUAUACUGGUAUCUUUAUGUUGCACUCGAUUAUCCCACAGAUAAGUUGCUAUAUGCUUUAAUCCCAACCCAAUUAUUAUAUUUAAUUUUCCAAUUCAAUCAGUACACUGUUUACGGGAACAAGAUCAUCAAACUGAAUGUUCCUCUUGUCUUCAUCUCAAUGGGGUGUACGAUACUGUUAAGUAUUCCUGCGUUGGUAUUGAUUAUUCUUUUUGGUGCACCAUUUCUGGAAAAACUAAAGGAAUCAUUGCUUCUUGCUCUUCAUUGUUGUUUCCUAGCCUAUCCAGCCAUGUAUUCAGUUUUCAACUGUGAUUUUAAAGUAGGACUAUGGAAAAAGUAUUUUAUCACUAUCGUUGUUGGCGCUUGGUUGAGUUGUGUUGUGAUCCCAUUAGAUUGGGAUAGACCUUGGCAAGCAUGGCCUGUUCCUGCUAUUGUAGGUUCAUAUUUAGGUGCAUUUGUUGGAUAUACGAUUGGUUCUUAUAUAUAG
Messenger RNA from Naumovozyma castellii, 648 nucleotides. It is a transcript of the gene GPI11, whose product is annotated as mannose-ethanolamine phosphotransferase GPI11. The transcript has a single exon. Bases 1 to 648 code for a protein of 215 amino acids. The record is from RefSeq and is a predicted model, not a curated record. Lineage: Eukaryota; Fungi; Ascomycota; Saccharomycetes; Saccharomycetales; Saccharomycetaceae.